GACAGGACGGGACGGGACGCGCGAGCCACAGCUCACGGUGCCGCCAUGGUGUUCAUUCAGGAAGGAAGCAGGAGGGGGUCUGGACCGGACAUAGUUGCAGAACAUCCACCAUGACUCUGGGCCUAACUGUCUGGCCCUGGGUCCUGUUCUGCCUCGGAGCCAUCCUGCCCUUGAGAGGGCGCAGUUGGGAGAGUGCAUCCGCCGGCCCCCUUCUCCAGCACGAGCCGUUUGUGGUGGUGUGGAACAUGCCCACAGCCCGGUGCCACCAGCGCUUUGGGGUUGCCCUGCCUCUCGAGGACUACGCCAUCGUGGAGAACCAAGGCAAUGCAUUCCAGGGCCAGAACAUGACCAUCUUCUACAAGAACAAGUUUGGACUCUACCCCUACAUCUCCCUGGAGGGCAAGCACCACAAUGGGGGGAUCCCCCAGAAAGUCCGCCUCAAGCAGCACCUAGAGAGGGCUGCGGCGGCGAUCACCCAGCUCCUGCAGCCAGACUUCCACGGGCUGGCCGUGGUCGACUGGGAGGAGUGGAGGCCGCUGUGGAGACGGAACUGGGGCCCCAAGGCAGUGUACAAGGAGGCCUCUGAACAGUGGGUCCGGGAGAGGUUCCCAGAGAUGCGUGCCAAGAAGCGAGUCUACUUGGCCGAGUUAGAGUUCGAGGGAGCAGCCCAGGAGCUCAUGGAGAGGACGCUGGCGCUGGGGAAAGAGCUGAGGCCCUGGGGUUUGUGGGGCUUCUACAGGUUCCCUGACUGUUUCAACGAUAACUGGACGAAGGGGGGGAAUUACACGGGGGAGUGCCAUGCCAUGGAGGUGCUGCGGAACAAUCGGCUCAUGUGGCUCUGGGAGGCCUCCACCGCCCUCUACCCGAGCAUCUACCUCCCACCCAAGCUUCCGCCGGCCAAGCGCCAGAGCUACGUUCACCACCGCCUGCAAGAGGCCUUCCGCGUGGCACAGUUUGGCCUGGAGCACCCCCUGCCGGUGAUAGCAUACUCCCGAGUCUCCUAUCGGCACUCCGCCAGGUACCUGUCCAAGGCUGACCUGGUCCAUACGAUCGGGGAGAGCGCGGUGCUCGGUGCCACCGGCCUGGCACUGUGGGGGGACAACUCCUACUCCCGUUCAGCUGAGAGCUGCAGGAGCCUCCGCCGUUACAUCACCAACACCUUGGGGCCCUACGUGGUGAACGUGACAUCAGCGGCCAAGCUGUGCAGCCGCCAGCUGUGCCAUGGGCAUGGACGGUGUGUGAGGCAGCGCCCCGACGAGCUGGGAGCCUUCCUGCACCUCAGCCCGCAGCAGUGGGGAGCGGACCCCAUGCUGAACAACUAUGUGGGCCUGGACGAGCCGGGCCAGAGGGCAUGGGGGCAGUUCUGCUGCCGCUGCUACCACGGGUGGACGGGAGUCAGCUGUGAGAAGCCGGGGUGGACUGAGCCCAUCAGGGGUCCGGACUGCAUUGCGCGGGCCCAUCAUCCUGACAUCUGCGUCGCAGUGCGGGACAGAAACACUGUGGGCUCCCAGAUCUGCCCUAAGUCUGCCUAUGAGGGGAAGACGGAGCUCAGGUGACCGCCUGGAUCAAGGAGUGGCUCCUGUGACCUCAGCAGGCUCAUAGAUAUGGAACUCGGGGAGAAGGGAGCCUGUGGUGGUGGUGGUGGAAAUUCAUGCACUGAUGCGCCCUUUAUUCCUGGCUAGACGGCUGGAUCUGCCACAGGAUGAUCAACUGUUCCUAGGGGAUCAACCGGGACUGCCCAGUCCAGCCAUAAGAAUCCAUCCUUCCCUUCCCCAAAUAAAACAAUAAUGAA
Molecule: messenger RNA, 1792 nt
Organism: Terrapene triunguis (Three-toed box turtle)
Lineage: Eukaryota; Metazoa; Chordata; Testudines; Emydidae
Gene: HYAL3
Product: hyaluronidase 3
Exons: 4
Coding region: 111-1556 (481 amino acids)
Biological process (GO): hyaluronan catabolic process; carbohydrate metabolic process
Cellular component (GO): acrosomal vesicle
Molecular function (GO): hyalurononglucosaminidase activity
Source: RefSeq, a predicted model, not a curated record